Molecule: messenger RNA, 1926 nt
Organism: [Torrubiella] hemipterigena
Lineage: Eukaryota; Fungi; Ascomycota; Sordariomycetes; Hypocreales; Clavicipitaceae
Source: the annotation of a GenBank genome assembly
UGCCCAGUAGGCGGCCACUUUUAGCCCCGGGCCACCUUGGCCUCGUCCGCGACCCUCCCUUGCUGUUGACAACCUGGCGCAACCAAAAAAAAAGCGUACGAGUCCAGCUCUGCGCUGCCAUCAAUUUGCAUACUCGCACAACAUCUCCUUCGUCGUGCAACGUCGACUCAAUCAGAGACACACCCUGGUUGCCUGUCCAAUCUAUUCAAAUCCGUCACUGCGCUUGAAUUGCGUUGUCACGGACCCAUUCACCCUUUCGACCUCGACGCCAUCGCCAGCGCAUCACCAGCGCACCACGCAUCAAUCUCGAUCAGCCCCUCGACCGAAUAAAGUUCGCUGCAGCCGUUAAAAGGUGACCUGAUUCCAGGCCGCCUUCCGGAUCCCCGCCAAAGUGGCUUCCAGCACACCUGGGGUGGCAUCCUCUGCUGGUGCCUUGCAGAACCUUUCCGCAUAUCUCGCCGGUACUAUUGGCCAGCUCUCCGCUGUUGUUAACGACUCGAACGAGUACAUCUCCCAGACCCUUGGAGUUCCCCCUAGCGUCGUUUACGGAAGUGUCGCUGCUUUAGUAGCCGUUCCUUUGACAAUGUCUCGCUACGGUUGGUCGCUCCAUCGAGAAGGCAGCUCGCCUUACACAUCGAUGCGGGGUGGUGUACCUACAGUCACAGAGGAUGACUUUAGCUACAUUACUUCCCAAGAUCUAGACGAUGUGCGCCACAGCCGCAGAACUCACCGCGACGAGAGUGACGACGUCCUGAUCAUCAAAAACCAAGGUGUUACAUACCCGGCCCACUUCCCACCUUACGCUAUUGGAGAUGGCAAACUGCUCGUCAAGGAUGUAAAGCAUAGAAUUGGACUACUGAUGGGUCUCUCGGAUAGACGAACCCAUCGUAUCAAGUUGCUCUACAAAGGCAGACAGCUUAAAGAUCCUGAGGCCACUGUCCGUGAGUACGGUAUUAAGAAUAAGAGCGAACUCAUGGCCGUUGUUCCCGAGGAGGAGCGCCUAGCGCCUGCAGAUCUUGACGAUACCAUCAUCGUCAGCGAAGAGGAAACGAGAGCGCAAAAGCGCAAGAAUAAGAAGAAGAGCCAUAACAAGAAGAAGAAGGAGAGCCGUGACUCAGCUAGCAACACGUCUACCAUCAGCUCCCCUCGAUCUCCACAGCCCUCGCCGGCCCAGCCUUCCGGACCAUUUGAAGUUCUCGAUAGCCUUCGCAACAAAUACCUUGUGGAGUGGCUGCCAUUGUGCGAAGAAUACUUGGCUGCACCGCCAGCAGACCCUAAGAAGCGAGAGGAGGAGCACCGCAAGCUGUCGGAAUCUAUUAUGGCACAAAUUAUUCUGAAGCUAGAUGCCGUGGAGACUGGCGGCAACGAAGAGAUUCGCAACAAGAGAAGAGCCAUUGUAAAAGAGGUUGAGGCUACACUACGACAACUGGACAGCGCCAAGGCAUCAUAGAAGAGAGGAAGAUUACAGACCUACAGACCAAAUAUAUAGACAAAUUUGUUCUUUAUCAAUGCAAUGUUUUGGAGCCAAAUAUACAGAAAGUCGAGAUAUAUAAUGCAAAACUUUCGAGACAGCGAACCCGGCCCAAAUACGGCUAUUGCUACUUAGCCUCACCUGAUGUCAUAUAGCCAUUGUCGCCUAACGUCUACAUCCCCAUACUUAUUUUAGUUCCCGGAUCCAUAGAUCGCAGGUUCAAGAAGUAUGUCAUUGCUUAUCGGCAAGAUCACGUGCUGAUUGUGCUGCGAAAUUCUCCACAUUAGUCAGCUCAACCUCUCCGCGUAGUAGGUUCCAUGCCCUAAAAUGUUCGCUCGGCGUAGCCCUUGGUGCACUGACGAAUUAGGCUUAGUGGCUUACCUCGCACACAGGAAAAAUAAUCGCUGCGCACCUUGUGGGCAGCGCUGGGGCAAACCACCUGAUUUGACUUUUAG